Molecule: messenger RNA, 2601 nt
Organism: Temnothorax curvispinosus
Lineage: Eukaryota; Metazoa; Arthropoda; Insecta; Hymenoptera; Formicidae
Product: cytosolic carboxypeptidase 6
Exons: 9
Coding region: 281-2089 (602 amino acids)
Biological process (GO): proteolysis
Molecular function (GO): metallocarboxypeptidase activity; zinc ion binding
Source: RefSeq, a predicted model, not a curated record
UCCACGAAGGCGGACACGAGCGUGCAGCGAAAUCACGAGGUUCCGCUUUUAUCACGUAGGCGGUAACACGUACCACGAUGUAGAGCCGGUUUCACAGAGCCAUCAGUCCCUCAUUGUCUUCCGUCCGAUAGGUCAGAGUGUCGUUUGCUCUACGCUUGCUCUACGCUUGCUCUCGCGUCGAUCGUCCAAAAGGAUCGUCGUCGUUCGUCGUUCGUCGUUCACCGAUAGUGCCGGAUAAUGUCACCCUGUCGAUAGAUCGUUCCGUAUCAUUUGGAAAGUCAUGGUUUUCUCUUGCGAGGGACGAGACCCCUUGGAGCACACCAGUCUUUAUCAGCGCGCCGAUAGUGAAGACAGCGAUGCCGAGGGUGGUCUGGGUAACGUAAACAAGAUGGUGAUGCGACCACCUGGCCACAGCGGUAAAGCUAAGAAGGGCCACAUUUGCUUCGACGCGACCUUUGAAACCGGCAAUCUCGGCAGGGUGGAUUUGAUCUCCGAAUUCGAGUACGAUCUCUUUAUUAGGCCUGACACUUGUGGGCCCAGAUUACGCCUGUGGUUUAACUUCACCGUAGACAACAUAAAGGCGGAUCAACGGGUGAUCUUUAACAUCGUGAACAUCUCUAAAAGCGCCAAUCUCUUCCGACAUGGGAUGACGCCGUUAGUGAAGAGCAGCACUAGGCCGAAAUGGCAGAGGAUACCGCGAGAACAGGUAUUCUAUUACAGAUCCGCGCAGCAUCAGAAUCACUACGUGCUGAGCUUCUCUUUCGCGUUCGACCGCGAAGACGACGUUUACCAAUUCGCACUGACAUAUCCGUAUUCGUACACGCGUUACAUGGUGCAUCUCGACAACUUGUGCAGCAGGCUACUGUACACGAAGAGAGAGACGCUGGCUGAGUCGAUCCAAAAGAGGAAUGUAGAGCUCGUGACUAUAACCUCCGACCUCGAAGACACGGAACGACCUAGAAAAGUGGUCGUCGUCCUCGCUAGAGUUCACCCCGGCGAGUCGCCGUCCUCCUUCGUGUGUCAGGGUUUGAUGGACUUCUUGGUCAGCGCGCAUCCUAUCGCUCAAGUUCUAAGAGAAUACGUGAUAUUCAAGAUAGUGCCGAUGCUAAACCCCGACGGUGUCUUUCUCGGAAAUUACAGAUCCACCGUAAUGGGAUUAGAUCUGAAUCGAUCCUGGAAUUGCAUCUCCGAAUGGAUUCACCCUACCCUGCUCGCGACUAGAGCGAUGCUGAAGUCGCUCGAUAAGAACUCGCAUACUCCAUUGGAUUGCGUUCUGGAUUUACACGCUCACACCAACGCCACGGGUGUCUUCGUCUACGGAAAUACGUACGAUGAUGUCUACAGGUACGAGAGGCAUAUUGUCCUGCCGAAAUUGCUAGCUCAGCACGCGGAGGACUAUGAACUAGGCAACACCAUGUACAAUCAAGACCACAACAAAGCCGGAACUGCCCGCCGCUAUUUGUGCUCUAUUCUAAAGGAGCACGUCAAUUGCUACAGCAUCGAGGUUUCCAUGUAUGGUUACAACAAGAAGGGAAUACCGGGUAUAAUGCCGUACACGGAAGAAGGAUAUUACAGACUAGGACGCAAUUUGGCGCGAGUUUUUCUGGAAUAUUACAAGCUCACUGGGCUUAUCCCGUCGGGGCUUCCCGAUCAGCCGUCGAGCAGACGAGCGCGUCAAUCUCGACAGAGACAUCGUCUUCCAAGGGAGCCCAGACCGAGAACAGUCCGAACUCCGGCGACCUUGCAUCUCGCCAGCAUUUACGAGUACUUCCGGGAGGAAUCUGAACCGCUCCCGAGCGCUCGUUACCGAUCGAUGAGCGGUACGCGGAUGGGACAGCAGCCCGGAACCGGAAUCGCGAGUGAAACUGGAACGGGCGUCGGCGGCGGGUGCAAGAGCCCGAGCUACAGGUUCCGGAGCCCCGGGGCACCGCUCGACAGGGUGCAGACCCUGACGGGGCGACCCGCCGCCGCCGAGCCGCGGCUCACCAUUAUCGAUUUCAAUCAGCUGACACGGGGCGGUUUGGAGCUCGCAGCCAACAAGAACAAACCGACGGUUCCAUGCAAGAGGAUCGUCAGGUCGCGCAGAUAGCGAUCGUCUCGCCUCGGUUAAGGAGAGAUCCUCGGCGAACCGAUCCUCCAACGUCUCCAAGGACGCGAAAAUCAAAUGUGGUGAUUGCAUCGAUUCGCGCUACUUCUGGCAACGGAAAUAGAAGACUUCUCGAAGAGAAAAGGAACCCGAAGAAUGCACUCGGAUGCUGCUUCUAUACAAUUGCUACUAUCGGGGUUUAUUAAUGAUAAGAAACUUUCGCUACUUUUACACCGAGUAAUUACAAAUUUAAUAAUAUCAACGAUAAUAGUGCACAUUUAUUCUUCAAAUUAUGCAAUACCCUAUGUGCAAUUAUGCAUAAUAAUAUUAUGCAUUCUUCCACAUAGAUCUUUUGAGCCUUCUCUCUACAGUACACCAUUUUCUCUUUCACUCUUUUCUCGUGAAAAAAUAAUCUCUAAUAAAUCUCUAUCUCACAUUGCAUGUUUCCAAUUUAUAUUAUAUACUUGUUAAAUUUCUUAUAGUUGUUUAUAAUAUCGUUAUCAAUAUUACGUGUA